Molecule: messenger RNA, 714 nt
Organism: Drosophila suzukii
Lineage: Eukaryota; Metazoa; Arthropoda; Insecta; Diptera; Drosophilidae
Source: RefSeq, a predicted model, not a curated record
AUGCAGCAGAGAUUCAAUCUCGGAUCGCAGGGUGGCAAUGUGGCCGAUGGAACAAGCACCACCGCCAGGCAGGAAGCUUCGGACUCGUCGCCCACGGAGUCCUCCGCCACCGAGAACUCUAGUCCCCGCUCGCAGAUCGGGAAUGCUGAUUCGGGUCGCCAGGGAAGCGAGGAGAGCAGCUACGCACAAGUAAUGCAACAAAUAAUGCCGCAAGUAAUGCAACAACUAAUGCCACAAGGAAUCCCUCAAGGAAUGCCUCAGGGAAUGCCCCAGGGAAUGCCCCAGGGAAUGCCCCAGGGAAUGCAUCAAGGAAUGCCCCAGGGUAUCCCCCAACCCAAUAUGCAACAGGGAACACCAAUGAACAUCCCGCCGCCCAACCGCAUGAGUCCUUGCCACAAUCCCAACGCGAUACCUAACUUCCAUCCGAAUGGCCAAAACCCUGAGAUCAACAGGAUGCCGCCAAUGGACGGCGCAGCUGGACGAGUCAAUGCCGCCAAUGGCGAGAUGAACCAACAAAUGAGGGCUGCUCCCGCCCCCAAUUUUGCAGCCAAUAUGGUUAACAAGCCACGGCCGACCACUUCAAGUAACCCCGGGUCGAGGGUGUCAUCGCCAGCCGCUCCGAGACCCAAUCAUCCACCCGGAACCCCAGCUCCGGAAGAGACUCCCAACCAGCCGAAGAUCACCCAGCCAUCCUACGCAUCCCUGCUGCAGUAA